ACAGACAGACAUGGCCCAAGCGAACAUCUCGGUGACGGAGAGCCAGUUCAGGUGUCCCAUCUGCCUGGACAUCCUCAAGGACCCGGUGUCCAUCCCCUGCGGUCACACGUACUGCAUGGCGUGCAUCAACAACUACUGGGACCAGGCGGAGUCGAGCCAGUUCAGCUGCCCUCAGUGCCGGGAGGCGUUCAGCCCGCGGCCGGUGCUGCGGAGGAACACGGUGCUCGCCGAGGUCGUCGAGAAGCUCAAGCUGAGCGAGGUGCCCGCGGCGCCGGAGCUCUACCUGGUGGGUGUCGGGCAGGUGCCGUGCGACUUCUGCCCCGCGGAGGGGAGGCUGAGGGCGAUGAAGUCGUGCCUGGUUUGCCUGGCGUCCUUCUGCGAGCUCCACGUUCUGCCACACCGGGAGGUCGGCACGCUGAGGCGGCACAAGAUGGUGGCUGCGGUGGAGUGUCCGGCGGAGCGGCUGUGCGCUCAGCACCGGCUCGGUCUGGAGCCCGCGGGCACCGGCUCCGAGGCGGAGGCCACGGGGGACUGGACCGGGGACUGUUUGCUGUGCGAGGCCGACCAGGAGGAGGUGCACAGCGUGGACGCCCAGAGAGCCAGAAGACAGCUGCAGCUCCAGGAGUCUCAGAGGAUGAUGCAGGGGAGGAUUCGUAUCGGAGAAAGGGAGAUAGAGGAGUUUCAGCAGAGCUUGGAGUCCCUCAAGGUGUCUGCGUCGGCUGUUCUGGAGGACAGCGAGGCUCUGUUUGCCGACAUGGCGCUCCGCUUGGAGAAAUCCAAAGCAGAGGUCCGAGCGAGGCUGGAGGCGAAGGAGCGAGCAUUGGUGGGUCGGGCCGAGCGUGACCUCGAGAUGCUGGAGAAGGACGUGGAGGAGCUGAGGAGGAGAGAUGAGGAGAUCGGUCAGCUGCUGCAAACGGAGGACAACUCACACUUUAUACAGGUAGCUCCACUGCUGUGUGUCCCUCUUACUGCUGGCCGCCACUCCAGAGCGCUCAGCCUGCCCACAGAGGCCUUCAGCGGAGCCAGGAGAGCGCUGUGUCACUUCCGCAGCCGGAUAGAGGAAGUCUGCAGGGAGGAGGUCGACAAAGUCAGUCGCGCAGUCAAUGAGAAUUACGUGUCUGUUGGAGAUUGUGUAAAAGGUGGUAGAAAUCUGUGUGUGGAGAACACCAAACCUCAGCAAAUGCAGCCGACUGCAGGUCAACAUGGUACCACUGUGGCAGUGCCGGUGUCAUUCCCUAUGUCCCCUUUGUCUCUGCAGCCGGCUGAUCAGAGGAUGAGGGCAUCUUUCCUUAGGUUUUCAUGUCAUCUGUCCUUGGACCCCAAUACGGCCCACCCUACUCUGAGUCUGUUGGAGGGGCCCCAUGGUGCCCACUGUGGCGAGGAGCCCCAGUCCUACCCCCCUCACCCACAGCGCUUUGAUUCAGUGGCUCAGGUUCUGUGUCGGGAAGGCCAGUUUGCUGGUGCCAGCUACUGGGAGGUGGAGUGGAGGGGCGGAGGAUGGAUCGACAUCGGCGUCACAUAUCGGGGUAUCGGACGCAAAGGCGGCGGAAAACCCUGCCUGCUUGGGCGCAAUGAGAACUCCUGGCGGCUGCGGUGUACGCAUGCGGGAUACGCCGCCUGGCACGACAACCGUAAGACCACUGUGGCUGCGCCGCCCUGCCCCAGGAUCGGUGUCUUCCUGGAGCGCCAGAAAGGAGUGUUAUCCUUCUUCAGCAUGUCGGACACAGUGGUGCUCCUACACACAUUUCACUGCCUGUUCUCACAGCCGCUGUACCCGGCCUUCCGCCUGGACCUGGACUCCACGCUGCUCAUCUGCCCACAAGGUGGAGGCAAUGGAAACCCAACUUAACCCUGCCCUUUCUCCGUAUCUGGGACCCUUUACUUGAACCUGCUGUCACUGAAAUCCUUUAGUUCAAGCCUGUGUUUAUUAGCUCGAUAGCUACAGUGUUUUAGUCUGUGACGUGGGUCUCUCAGUCUCAGGGUCUUGACACUAAAGCUGCACUCGCACAUACGUGGUGGAGUCCUCAAAACACUGCUAAUUACCUUUAAAUGGGGCUGUGUCACUGUGUUGCCGUGGUGCAUCAUGCAUUCACUUCACUAAUUCCCUUUGCUGCUAAAGUUAAGAAACCUUUAGUUUUGCAUGCAGCAGUGCAAGGCUAAUCAAAUCGAUGUUAUGCAAAUAUCCCGGCACGGCCGCUUCAAUCUGUUUUGCGUUUUUACGCCCAAAAGGAGCUCUCAAACAGGACUGUUCUCCCCCGUUGUCGGGUGUUUUUGUCGGAUAGUUCAACCAACUGUGGAUGUUGUCGCUGUCCCUUUAGCAACAUUAGCAUGUCUUGCUUCACUGAAACUGUUCUGCUAACGCUGCGAACAGCCGCCUGCGGCACCAGGUGUCAGACGAGCUUACCUCAAGCAUUAAAGUGAAGAGGCACUCUGUGUCUUGUGACAACAUUCCAAAAACCAUGGAAUCUGGAAUCACGGUGUCUCAAUGUAGAGGGCUUCCUUCAGGGGCUGAACUGAAAUGAGAGGAUCUGUGGGGGGUAACUAUUUAAAAUCUCCAGCACUCAAUGAAUCCUGGGACCCAUUUGGCUGGGAAUGGAUGGGACACAUUUUAUCAGCCACAUUUGAAGUAGCCUGUGAAAUGGAAUGGCUGAGUUGUGGCGUUAUGGUACAGUUAGCCUUCAAAUGUAGACUCUGAAGGAUGCAGCCUAUGACUUACUCAUCAUCAUCUUGAAAUGCCCAGGCAUUACUAACCAUUAUAUUUUACAAAGGGUCCAUGCUACUCACGAAUCCCGGUAAUCAACAAAAAGGCAACAUGACAGAAUUCUGAACCUGAAACAACUAAAUAGAAUUCAACCUAUUCACUAAUGUGCUUUUCCAACUAUCUGUCAUCUGUGGAAUAAUGUAUUCACCGCUUACAUUGUCUUUGUGGUUUUUUUAGCUAUUUAAAUAUUUAGCACCUGUGAUUACUUGGAUACCAACAGCAAAGAUAUUUGACACGAGAAACCUCCAUCAGUUUGUUAUAUAGAAAAUUUAGUGUACAGUGACUAAAGCGAUAGAUUUACACUUAAUUGAAAUGCCAUAUUUUAGUUGUUGUUGCUUUGGAUCAUGUCUGUUGUGGUUUCCUGUUACUUGAGAGAGUUUUCAGGUACGACCUUUCACAGGUUUGUCUUUAAUAAUCUCCAAAAAUUAAGUUCACCAUGUUUGAGAUGUGCUUGAACAACUUAUGUCUGUGUGAAAAACUGUUUACAGAACUACCGAAACUGUUCGAUAAUUUGUGUCCAGACAUUUUCGGUGAAUUUUUUGGAGAUUUCUGUUGUAUUCUACGUGGUCUCACUCACUGACAUAAUUUUAGGGUUAAAAAGACAACGUUUGCUUUCUCACACACAGCUAAUGCAAACAUUCGAUUAGCUUAGCCUAGCGGAGACUGUUUGUAGAAUGAAAUAGUUAGUGUAGCAGUGUCCGUCCAACAACAACAACAACAACAACAGAAUCCCAUUAAGUAAAGGCGCAACGUGUUUUUACCCUUUUUACGUUCAAUAAUAGUCCGUUUUUAGCUGUUAACUGUUUUAGCUCAGGUUUCUGUUGCCUCUGGACAGAGCCAAGUUCCUUCUGUAUGCUAAGCUAAGUUAGCUUUGGCAUCAUAUUUUAUAUACAGUCAUGAAAAUUGAGAAAUACAGAGUAGAUCUUAUUAUUUAUCUUUCAGAAAAUUAUUUAAAUAUAACAUUGUGCACAUUUUUUUUCUUCUUAAAGGCUCAUGAUAUUUUCGAUUAUUGCCACUACAAUUUGUUGCCGCUACAAAUCCAGUCCAGUCUAAUUGAGCCUUGUGUUUAAUUUUAAAUUUAAAAACACACACUUUACAUGUGAGAACACAUAAUAGAAAAACAACUUGAACAUUUCCACUUCCUGUUUGACUGUUUAUGGGUUUAUGACAUCAUCUUCACCAUGAAGCCAUUUUUGAAUGGUGGGGCUCCAGAGGAAUUGCAAUAUUUUGACGAAGCACUGUGUGAGUUUUUCUUUCUGUCAGGGAUAGAAAAUACAAAAUAAUAGAAUAGAAUAGAAUGUCUUUCUAUUCUAUUCUAUUCUAAUCUAAUCUGUGCCCUUUCCUUUACUACAUUCAAGGGCAUGUGUGUUCAAAAGACUUCAAUAAUAUACAGGAAACCCCCUGUAUUUAGCAGGCCCAGAAAAAAGUCAUCUUAUUAUAUUAGGCAGAUCAAUCUUUUUUUUUUCUGCCAUCAAGUGCUUUAUUCCGCAAGCUGAAUGUCUAUAAUUGAAUCCAGUAGCAUUUUCACUGUGCUAUUGAUUUUGUAAUAUGAAAUAUGUCAAAUAUGUUGAGUUGGCAAUAAAAUGAACCAGGUCUGAA
Solea solea (common sole) is the source of this 4360-nucleotide messenger RNA. RefSeq names its product E3 ubiquitin/ISG15 ligase TRIM25-like. Gene Ontology annotation, molecular function: protein binding. The transcript is spliced from 9 exons. The coding region runs from base 11 to 1849 and encodes 612 amino acids. NCBI's taxonomy places the organism in Eukaryota, Metazoa, Chordata, Actinopteri, Pleuronectiformes, Soleidae. The record is from RefSeq and is a predicted model, not a curated record.